AUGAGUCCGGCUGCUGGCGGCUCCAACGACCAGCCCGGGAGGGUGGCCGAUGCACCGUCCCCUAGUUCGUUCGAUAGCGAUGAGGCACCGAUUUCGAACCCCCGCCGCCCCGCGAACGGCGCGGAACUCGAGUGUGGCAAUUUCCCUUCAGACACCGGUAGCACGCAGUACGCGCCGCCUGACUCCUCCUCCUCCCCCUCUUCACUGACUUCUGCUGCCGUCUUCGGCGAGCAGCCAUCUUGCGUUUUUUCUCCUGCGGAGGGCACAACGUCCACGGCGUCCACAGCUUCCUCAUUCUCUGGGCCUCUCUGCCGCGUGCUGCGAACACCCGCGGGACUCGGUGACGCGGACGCGUCGGCGUCAAAUGUCGUCGACGCCGACAAAUACUGCCCGAGCACGCUUCAGGGGAGCGAGCUCCCAAGUCAUGGGGAGGCGGCACCAGCACGUCGGUCUCCGUCUUUCUCUUUCCCGUUGCCGCUGCCUCUCGCGACGACACCGGCUCACCCCGGGGAGGUGUCCUACAAGCAGCAUGCCUCGACCCCGGUUCUCGCACACUCUCCCUCCAUCCCAAGUCUCCUGGUCACUUCUCCGUCUCUGGGGCAUGUAUCGUUUGUCUGCGGGGCGGAGCCGUACGCGGCGCUAGGGUGCGAAGAGCGGGGGUUGCCUCCGCGUUCGAGUGACAGGCCGUCGACGGGCUCCGCCGAGGCGCGCGAGGAUGCCGAUUCUUUGGCAGACGGAAAAGGAGCAACCGGAGAGGAGGGGGAGGGAGACUCGCGAGGUCGUCGCUCGCCUCCACUCUCUGCAGCCGCGCCUCCAUCGGGUACUUCCAGCCCAGCAGCAGGGUCAGUUCUUGUAUUGAAUGCGUCGCUUCCAGAGUCUGAAGAAGUAUCUGUCGACUCGCGUGCAUCACAUUCGCUUUCUGCGUGCCAUCACCCCCUCGCUGGCAGCCGGCAGCACUCGAGAGAGUCUACAGUCCAGAGUGGAGGCGUAGGUGGCAAACGGCCGCCGCGCUCUCCGCGGGUCAGCGGCAUCCACGUCGCAGAUCCGAGAGGGCCCGAGGCGGAGGCGGCUCACCGUGAGCAGGCUGCUGCUUCAGAAGCGUAUUCGCAGCGCGACCACACCGAGAGCGCGGACGCGCCCCUUGGGACAGGGCCAGCGAAUGCUGACGGGGACUACGCUGAGGCCAGAGACCGUGCGGCAUCCUGCGCCUCGCAGCGCGUGGCUUCGCCUUCGAAGAAACGCCUGUGCCUGGCGGAGCGGUUUUUCUUUGAACGCCAGCGGCAACCCCCACCUCCGAUACCCUGUGCGUCGACGGUGACCCAUGCAGUAGAGGCGUCGUCGCAGCCGUCGCGCCGACCGGAAUCGCCGCCGCACGCGGAGACGCCCAUUCCCAACGGACUCGUCGUGGAGUCUCCAACUCCCGGCGCCACGUUUUCGGGCUUGCAGACCUCAACGGCUGCCGUGCGAGGCGCUACGACGACGAAGGACGCCAGCGAUCUUCACCGCGGGACUGCGUCCAUUCACUCGCCGGGGCCCUCCGCCAGCGCUGGUGCAGCACGAGCCGCGGCUCAGCGAGAAAGGGGUGCACUGCAUGGCCAGGCGGGCGAGGGUAGUCUCACGCCUGGAACUGCGCCUCUGGCGGUGGCGCGCACGGUGUGGCGACGCGGAAAGGGACCAGGAAGCCGCUGCUUCUCGAGAUCGUCUCGAGCCAGUUCGUCAGAGCAGUCCGAUGCUGUGCGACAGGCUCGGCCGGAAGAGAGAGGCGCGGAAAAGAUCCAAGCGACACUAGCGGCCGCGGCACUUGCCUCCGCAAGCGUGCGUCGACUAGCUCUGAUGGCCCCUCGCCGACUCGUGGAACACACCCUGACGCAAUGGUGGUGCGAUCAGGAGCAGCUCAGGCAGGCCGCGCGCGACCAGCGCCCAGCCAGCAGCUGCCGGAUGGACCGAGCCACAGCCGUAGCGAGUGGGGGCGAUGGCUGUCUGAGCGAGCGCCUAGCGCGAAGGGCACUGACGGGGUCCGCUGCAGGUGAGAAACCAGAACAGACAAAUGAGAAAGACGACAGUCGCGACGAGCUUGGCGCUCCUCUUCAAAGAGACACCGGCAAGAUGACGAAGGGCGAGCCGCAGGUGAGGACGCCUGGAAAACCACCAAGUGGCGGCCCAGUGCAGGGGUGUCUGCAGAGACAUACCGAAGCUUCCCCUGAGAGUCUUUCCCCAGAGGACUGCAGGAUGGCGAGUCAACGAGACUCUUGCUGUCGCGUGACGCUCUUUGCAGCGCGCCAGGUUCUGCACGUGGGGCCCUUUCGUCAGGCCAUACGCCUCUUCCCUGGCGGAGAGACGCCUCGCGACGGGGUCCGCUCGCGUCAUCUUUUUCGUGCAUCUGCGCACAUGCGCAGGCACAGACACGGGUCACGCGGUCGCAGCCGAAGUCUUAGCGAGGGCCGCGAGGAGAGCACAAGCGUUGCUUCCGUCGGCCUUCGUGAGCUUCUAAAGAACGACGACGCCGCAGAGAAAGGCACUGAGUCACUCCCGGGAAUGGACGGAUCGUAUGAGCCUGACCAGGGGCCCCUCCCCUCUUCGGGCGGCCCUUACCCAAGAACGCUCUACGGUGCCUCAAGAGGCGCAGAUAAGACGUCGGGCGAGACAUCCACGUCGGGCGACCGGCGUCUCCCUCACAUCACGUGCGGCCGUGACCUCCGCAGAAGGCGCGCGUGCCCUCCUCGUCACCGGUACUCUCCCUCGGAUUCGCCGCGCGCGGGCGACAGAGCUGGCAGAGCUUGCGCGAUCGUGAUGGGGACGCGGAGGGCCGGAGCGAGCGCGAAAAAGCGCAGCCGAUCCGGAGAGGACUUCACCAAGGAUGGACUGGAAGGCAGUCAGGCAGCAGAGUCACGGUCGUCGACUCCUCGCUCUUCUGUCUCUUUCCAUUAUGGCCUGUCAGACUGUUCGCCCUCAUCAGACCGCCGCGGACGGCAAGUGAGAGGCUUAACCAAUCCGCUUGGGUACGACGAAGAACACUCAACCGGCGGUGCGCGAACGCCGCGACGAGCCGCGUGCUACAGCGGAGGAGAAAGCGAUCCAUUUACAACCGAGUCAAGAGAUGGUCAUGAAGGGAAUGCCGGGUUACUCCCAGGGAGAUGGCGAAGAGUGCGAGGAGCGCACACAGCUUUCGUGAGCGCUGUAGCAGUUGUGCCGUUUGCUCCCAACAUCCUUGCCGAGGAAGAGCUGGCUGUCGCCAACCACAAGUGCGGCGAGACCGAUGCAGUCACCAUCUCAAACGGAGCUCCGAAGACGAACAGUGGAGGCGAAGCCGAGACGACAGCGGCUGCGACGGAAGGCUCUGUUGCCGCGAAGGGGCAACAAAGCGAAUUACGGAACCCGGACGCGACAUGCGAAGACGAAGGAAAACAGCAGAGCGCAGGAAGCGUCUCUACGUUGCAGAAAGACGGCGCAUUGCCGGAUCUACACUCCCAAGUUGGAAGCGGCGUAUGUGGCCAUUUUGGAGAGAACGCGACGCCAUGUCUUUUUUCUGAGCCUACAGGCAUUUGCAUUCUGAGGCGCGCAUGUCGCAGUACAUGCAGGUGCCCUGUAGAGGCCUUUUCUGCCGGUGGGGAUGCGGAAGAACGACAGCAAGCAAGAACCUCGGAGCGGCCGCCUGCGGAGCGAGUGCCUGCUGAAAGCCCUGAUGAGGGGGAUGUUAUCGCGAUAUGGGCGAGUGCGCGAGAUGUUCAACACGGCGGCAGACUGAGGCGGCGAGUCUGGCUUCCGGCCGGCACACGGCCUGGAGCGCCCCGCCACGCUUCUCGAUUCGAUGAUGGGAAUCCGAAACUCGAGAGAGGGCCGCCUAGUGCGACAAGCGAGAGUGACGACAGAGAAGGCGAAGCCGAGCCACUGACCUGUCCUGGUGAUACAUCCGCAGCCAAGAAAGAGACUGAAGACACGAAUGAAGCGAAUGCGCAGUCAGAAGAAGAAAUUGUGAAGGAAAUGAAGGCAUGGUGGUCAAAAAUGACAAACGAGGGUACGGACGCUGCACCAGUUCAGAAUUGGACGCAAGACGAUUUUGCGACGUCUUUCGGGACGAUUGCCUCCCGUGCCGUCUCCCUUCUGGCCCUUGAGCUUCGAGCCCGUGGCGCGCGCCCUCUUUCCUGGCACCGCAACUUUGCAGACGACGCUGCCGGUGCGCGAGACACUACAUCUGCUCGCGGUAUCGAACUGGAGGGCAGAAUACAGAGACUCAAACAGCAAAUCUGGGAUCUUCUGCGUCAACACCAGGAGGCGACUCACCACGAAACAAGCGCCGGACUUCGGCGCUUGUCAUCGGCCUCCGCGCACCUUCAAGGAGAGGAUGUUCAGCGCCUUCUGCGCCAGAUUCGUCAUCUGAGAGAGGAACAACGUAGCCUUUUUCGACUGACGCAGCGGCAGGCGGGGCGCAGCGAAGAAGACGGCGGCGGGAGCGCGUGCGUGCCUUUUGUUGCUCCCCGUUACAAUCUGGGACGCUGCAGGCGCAGGACCCCCCGGUGGUACAGCGUAGGCGUUCGGUGGAUUGCGGACUUUUCUGCGUUCGAGUACUUCGUCGUCAGAAACUGCAGGAGCGAGGCGGACGCGAGCAGUGGGUGCGCGUCGCUAUACUCCGUAGACAGACUGCGUGAUGUAGAGUCCGCGCCUGGAGACGGGAAAGGCUCUCAGCACGACAUCGCCGGAUAUGAGUCCUACCAAACCAGCCCUCGGAGACCCCUGUCGCCCCCGCAGAACGCGGACGCUCUCUUGUCUACAUUAUGGGCGCAGGCGUAUGCCCCGAGCCCUAACCAGCCGCGGGGUCUCUCUCCAGUGACGACGCCACCCCGUUCGGUCUCGAAUACGCCGCCGCGCCGCGUCUCGCCGCCCACGAGCGACUGGACUCCUCAGACGAAGCGCUCUACGAGGAGACAGGGUGGGGCAGCUGAGGCCUCGCACUCCCGUAGCCAAAACGUUGAGGGCGGCGUAGGAGUUGGCGACACAGCGAAAACGGUCAACUGGGGAGGCAACAGCACGCCGGAGAUCCGAUGCAACCCUGAGGCCGUGCAAAGCCGCCUACUGCUGCAUGAAUUGUUACAGCCCCUUUCUUUCGAUGCAGCUGGUCUCAAAGCCGCCCUCGCUCUCAUCUUGCUACGUCUCGAGAGGUUUCUGAGGUUGAAAAGAAGGUUGCCAUCUUCGCGAGACGCUUUGAGAACCGCGAGGAUGAGGAGAAGGCGAACUCGACGUCUUCGGAGCCAGAGGACUGUCCUGUUCUCAACAGAUCAACCGGACGCGUUCGCGCGUGCGGACCUCGCGAGGCAGCUGGACACCGCUGUCGCCCCCGGGCUUUACUCUGACAUAGACAGCAAGGAUCAGGGUCAGUUCUUCGCGGGCGAGGCGGCUCCUUACCAAACUCCGAACGGGAGAGAGAAGGGUGCGCAUCCGCCCUCUGGGACGAGCGCGUCGCCACCUUUGGACACGCCGUUCCAGGACUUUGGAUCGAGGGCAUCUGCAGGUCCGGGGGCAAGGAAACACCGUCGCGAUGACACCGCUGUCUCUAUUUGGCCUGGCGACGCGGUGAAGGCAUCUGGAGGCCGAGGUGAGCAGCCGCUUCCCGUGCCGUCUCCUUUGCGCCUCGCGCUCGUUCUGCCCGCCCUCGGCACGCCUGGGUCCGGCGCGGCUGGUCAGGCUUCAGACGAACGCAGCUUCCAGCCCUCGGCGGGAUCGGACGAGCCCGCGUACAAGACGGCGACUGGUGGCGAGCCGCUCUUGGAGUCGGAUAGCGGGGGCCUGCGCCGGGUCGGGGGGCCUGUCACGCGGCGCGGAUGGCGGACGCGGGCCUCGAGGGGCGCCGCUUUACAGGCGAGCGGCACUUCGUUCCACUUCCACCACGACCAGGUUGACGGCGUUGAGACACCCAGGGAUGCGUUUCCCUCUGCGCGUUCAGUCGAUGGAGGCUCCUCGUCGCGGCCUUCGACGUGCACCACACCGCAGCUGUCCCGGCCGGCUUCAGUUGGUGGCGGCGAGAGACGCCGAGGGACUACGCGGGGGCGGAGCGCGACCCGACCAGGACAGGACAGCAUGACCGCCAGGGCAGCUGUGAACUGUCAGUGCUUUCCGCUGGAGACCCCAGGCUCAGGCUCCGCUAGCGGCACAGACGCCACCGGCGCGGACGGUUCAGAGUCGCGACGUGGCGCCCGAAGUGCGCACGGGCUCGGAGAGAGCGAUGGGGAGAAGGAAGACCGCCUGUCGGCGGGGUCACAUCACUCUGAUGGCGGAGCUUCGCAGAGGAGCGUCGGCAGCGGCGGAGGCUCGUCCUCCUCGGGGUCCUCGUCUUCGUCUGGAGAGCCCUUGCCUGUUACUCGAAACACCGAGCGUCUGGAAUCGGAGUCGCAGCCAAGGGAAUCCCCCUCAUUCGAGUCCCUUUCGUCGGCGCGAGGCAAAAAUGUCUCGGUGCCCUUCUCCCCCGCGAUGAGUCGCGGCCCGUCUCCACGACGAAAGAUCGGAGAUAAUGUGGUUGAAGCGCGUCGCAGCAGUUCUGGCGACCUCUCCCAUCUUCUUCUGUGUGGAACGCGAGCUCCGGACCGACAUUCUGCCUCCGCGGGGGGCCAUGGUCAAUUGCCAGCCGCGGGAGAGGUACUCCUGCGGACGCCGUCGCUCAGCAGAGCCGCGACUAAAGAAGAGGAAGGCAUGUACGAAGGCGAGAGUAGCAUGCCUGAGUGGCUAGUGGAAAAGGGCGCCUUGGAGCCGUUCUGGUGGCGCGCGAGGUGCUCCUUGUACCGUCACACCUCCUCUCGUUCCUCGCUUGGACGAAAGCGCAAAUCCAGACACACCGACUACGGCUCCAGGCUCUACAGGCGGAGCUCGAGUGAGGCGCUUGAGGAAGCAGCUCGUUCGCGAUUUCCGCACUUGGAAAGCGAGAUUCGCGGGCGAGGCGGCAGCGAAGAUCUUUGCGACCGGGCAAGCGCGUCUGGCUUCGCUUCUAGCGCAUCGUGGCGUGCCGCAGAGAAGCGAGAUAUGCUGAGCGAUGCGGAGGCUGCGUCGAGAGGCGAGAGCGGUGUCGAGAGACAGGAGAGCCUCGAGACGGGAGGAAGUGAAAGCGAUGCUUCGCCCGAAUCGGAUACAUCCACGACUACUGAAACCAGCGGGAUCUCAGACAUAUCCCUAGACGUGGAUAGCACUCUGCGCCUCGCGCUGGCCGACGCCGUCCUAUCCCCGACGCUCUCUGCUCUUCGCUGCAGAGGGACAGAGCCCGGUGUCGAGGAGCAGGAGGAGGCUGGACACCCCCUUCAGAUUGAUGCCGUUGCCCAGCCGCUGAUAAAGUGUGAGAAGGAACAGCGUGCCCGACACGAGGCAGAAGUCGCGUCAACCAACGCAGACGCGGGAUCAACGCCGAACGACAGAAUCCACGCGGCGGAGGACCGCGAGGCCACGAGGGUCGAUCCUGCGUGCAGGGGGAUGGACGGGCAAGGCGUGCAGAGCCUGGAAGGUGCCUCAGGAGACAGUGGAGACUUGACUUUGCCCUCUUCGAAGGCUGCCGCAGGGCAAGAGUUCCAGCGCCCCUCACCGCCAUCACCGCGCACGCGAGUCUCUGCCGAUCCAGGAAGGGAGGUUCAGAUGGCUGCAGGCGGCGCGGAUUCAGUCAAGAGAGAAGACGUUGAUUCUCCGUACCCUUACAGCGAUGCCAGCGCAAAGGAAGCAGCGUUUUUCGUUGCGGUUCCACAGAACGACCAAGAACUGAAAGAGACCCUGCAGGGCGUCGAUCCGGCGCAGGUGCGCGCCUUGCUUGGAGACGGAGUAGGCUUUGUGCGAACGCUUGUGACGCUCCAUAAAAAGCAAGAAGCCGCGGAGUUCCAGGUCGUGCCCGCCAGGGAACGCAAGCGGACGGCACAUUUGUUUAGGGGCCUCAGCGGCCUGUUCAGCGCCUUGGAGUGCAUCAGAGCUGACGAGGACGAUGUACCGCGGGCUGAGGCAGAGCCUUCAGGGGAGAGAGAAUUGGCCUGUAGUGCAGGUGCUAUGGAGUGGAAGGAGGAAGACGCUGCACGCGCAAACUGUUCUGAAGGAUCCGGGGACGCCCUGGAGGCAACCGCAACAUGCGCUGCCGAUGGCGUGGCAGCAGCCUUCUGCAGCAUAAUGGGGGGCGGUGCACAGGGCGCCUUCGGUCCGACGAGGGUGGCUGAAGGGCCGCUGAAGCGCGAGAAGGACGGGUCGCACGCAGCAGGGAGCCGCGGAAUCGGUCCUGCGAAACGCCUACGCGAGCCUGAGACGCACUUAGCUUCGAAGACGGGGCAUGAUGAAAGCCACUGGUGCGGCGAAGGAGCUGGAGGUUCGCCGGCCGUGACACUCAGCGAUGCGGUUGUGGAGAGAGAUGAGCGGGGUCAGCGAGAAGAGAGGGAUGUGGCGUGGCAAACUGAACUGGGGAAGGAGGCGUCUCUGUUUCUUUCUGGUAUCCUCGAGCUAAACGAAGUGAACCGGGAACAGCAAGAACAGGAACUGAACGGGGACAGUGAUCCGCUUACGUCGCUUCUGCGUAGAUCUGCAGAGGGAGGCCUGGAAGGAACCAUGGCAAGCCAGGAGGGCAGUGGCGUCUAUGGAAGUGAAGCAGAGGCCAGGCUGGACAGGGCGGUGGCGCAGGGUGAGCAGAACGAGUCUGCCAAUAUGAAGAAACACAUCCACUCGGUUUCUAAAGAACAGUCGCUGCCCGAGGGGCAACGGGGGGAGCUAGCGGAGCCGGCUGCUGUGAGAAGCAAGCGGCAGAGACUCGCAGAGCAACAUAUCCGACAAGAUGGCUGCUCGUUUCUUGAAGAGUUACUCCGCGGCGUUUGGGAAGCAAAGUCCGCCGGCACUUGUCUGGAGGACUUCGGUUCGCGAGAUGCUCCGGAAGACGCGGAAAGCGACAAGCCAGUCUUGAGGUCGCCCUGCGUGUUCGGCGCUCGGGGCGGAUACCGGUGGAAAAAGAUGCACAUGGCCGCCGACGAACUCCAGUUGGACGAUGAGGACCUUCCUCCCUGGAGAUGCGAUCUGAGGGAUGCGGGGGCCCUUCGAUCCGAUGGCACGCCGAGCUGGAGGCGGCAAGGGGGCCAUUGGGGUGCCAGCGCCUAUCGAACUGUCGGUCUGCGGCCCUUUGGCAGGAAGACUCCGGCUUUUCUGUCCCCGGGAUGGGACGAAGACGAGGCGGUCUCUCUCUCUUCUUCAGCCGAUGAGCGAGGCUACACGAGUAGUGGCUCUGAGCGUUUUCUAACUGCCCCUUCGCGUCGACGAUACGGGCGGCGUUUCCAGGGACGGAGCAGAAAGCCACGUGCAGGCGGUGGGGCUGCGACCCCGGGCGGCAGGAGAGACAGUAGCAGCCAGAGUGGUAGCUUCGGAGAUACGCUCCGUCCAUCCUCGCGUCUUUCGGGCGCAGAGACCCCGCGGUCGCUGAGCAAGGGGCGAAGACGGGUGGGCGUUGGAGAGUCGUCGCCAUCGUUUUUGCGCGCCCCGACAACGAGGGCCGCUGCGGGAAGGUCAGGCCUCCCAGGGCGAGGCGCAGACGGGCAGGAGGGUUUCGAAGGAGAUGGGGACUUUGGCGGGACGCCAGGUCGAGGUCACGCCGGGAGGCGGAGCGACGAAGCGGAGCGCGCAGCAGGCGAAGGCAAAGCUGUUGUAUCGUCACUCGAUGGAAGCGGGAAACGAUCAACGUCUGUUCGACCAGGCAGGGGACGUGAAGGCGGAAAUGACGCGGCAGCUGACACGCUGUGGCCCCCGUCCACCGCAGGCCAUCACAGCUCUCGAGGCGGACGGCGAAGCCCCUGUGCUUCAGCUGCCUCCCCGUUGCCGACGGGGGUGUAUUUCGAUGCCUCCCGAAAACUCUGGCGAUGCCAAUGGAGGGAAAACGGCAGAUUCAAGACUAAGGGUUUCUCGUUGAAUGUGUAUAAAACGCUGAAAGAUGCGCGGCGUGCGUGCGUUGUGUACCGGUGCCUGAUGGGAGGAUGGGAAGUCGACCCUCGCUGGCUCGGCCCCGAUGACGACGAUCAGGAAAACAGCGGCGGAGUGGAUGAGGCUGUCGGAGUUGGCUCAUCGGAAGGGGCGUCGGGCACGGCAGGAUAUAGCGAAAGUAAAGCAGACGAGUCAGCGACUUCCCCUCUAAAGGAGGGAUCCACAGGAUCUCCUCCUGUCUCAGGAUAG
This is a messenger RNA of Besnoitia besnoiti, 10155 nucleotides long. RefSeq lists its product as uncharacterized. The transcript has 9 exons. Gene Ontology annotation, molecular function: DNA-binding transcription factor activity. Gene Ontology annotation, biological process: regulation of DNA-templated transcription. NCBI's taxonomy places the organism in Eukaryota, Apicomplexa, Conoidasida, Eucoccidiorida, Sarcocystidae. The record is from RefSeq and is a predicted model, not a curated record. Bases 1 to 10155 code for a protein of 3384 amino acids.